Messenger RNA from Oncorhynchus keta (chum salmon), 5559 nucleotides. It is a transcript of the gene lrif1, whose product is annotated as ligand dependent nuclear receptor interacting factor 1. Bases 684 to 4178 code for a protein of 1164 amino acids. Gene Ontology annotation, molecular function: nuclear retinoic acid receptor binding. The record is from RefSeq and is a predicted model, not a curated record. The transcript has 4 exons. Gene Ontology annotation, biological process: regulation of DNA-templated transcription. Lineage: Eukaryota; Metazoa; Chordata; Actinopteri; Salmoniformes; Salmonidae.
GGAUUCAAGAUCGUCGAUGUUUAAUGAACGUUGUUUUGGUCUGUUCUGUUCGCCCUCUGGUUUGAAUGGAGAUGAGAGAAAUUGACUGCUGUAUUGAUUUCUACAGUUUGAUACAAAUACUGGUCUCAAUUGACUCUUGCAAACAGCCUUUUAUACGCGGAAUUCUGAUGCUGUUGAUGAAUUUGAAUUAUUCAAUUUCUUGAAUGUGCACCCUGGUAACGUUUCACGGAAGUGUAACGCAAAAAAAAGGAUAUCUACGGAAAUUGAUUGACGAUAGCUAUAUGUUAUUUAGUCAGUUGGAUAACGUUAGUUUUGGGAAGUGACAUUAUUUUCCAGGAGAAAGUACAUCACUGGUAGGCACUCAUGUAAGUUAGAUGAGUUAGCUAUUUAGACAGUCAUUUAUACAAAAGCAACGUAACGAGCGUUACCCUGGCCUGAGCUGUUCAAUCACUGAGACCGACAGCUCUCGGCUAGCUAGCUAACGUUAGAUGGCGCAGCCGUCAACAAACGACGUUACCAGACAUUAGAUCGCCUGAGACGUUACCAUAUUUUUCUGUUAGGCAUGCAUGUAACUUGAUAUAAACUACAAGGGGUUCCCGCUGCUUUUUGGCGCUUCACACUGCCGACUUUGUCUGGUUCGAUAGACGAGUUAACUAGCUACCUCGCUAGCUACCUUGGAUAGCAUGAGUAACUUGAAUAUCUCAUACAGUAAUCAAGGCAAAACGAUGGCAUCUCAAGGCGCGUGUCGCAGUGGGACAGGUGUCUUUUACCAAGCGAUGCCAGCUGUGGGAACUGAUGGGAGAAAUGUUAUGAAACUGAUCCCUGUUCAAAAAGUAAACGGACAGUUUGUUCGAUCACCAACAAGCACUAUGAAGGACAUCCUUGAACCUCAACGAGAUCUUACCUUGGACGUGCCAUCAAUUUCGAAGAUUAACAUGUCUACUCUGGGACCCACAGCUAAAGGACAAUCGGUGAAUAAAAGGUCAUUUUACAUGAGUACCUCUCAAAAUCCAACCAAUCUGACAGGAAUAUAUAAAUCAGUGAGCAUCCAGACUCCUAUAGUAACAACAAAAGUAGCCCAAAGUGCGUUAUCCUUGACAUCACCUGAGCUAACACUUUUGAAUAAGGAUCAGCUGCCAGUCACUGUGAAAUCUCCAGCGCUUCCAAAUGGACAAUACCUUCAAAUUCCUCCUAAUGCUCAAGUGAAAACCCUUCCAGCAUCCGCACUCCCCCCAGCCAUAAAGAGGCAGAUAUUUACUUCAUCAACGAGCUGUGCCUCAAAUUCGAAUUUGCCAAUGGUUCUUUAUGUGUCCCCUGUCCAAACCAUGAAACCGGGUGGUACUCCAUUAUGUCCAACAUUUCAGAAGACGCCCCUCUCCCUCAGCCGACUUCCAAGGCCAUCUGGCCAGACACAUUCUAAAUGCUCAUCAUCAGGCUCAACACCGUGUUCUACUACUGCUAAGGAUGGCAAAAGACCGGUCACUCCUAUUAAGUGGGUGAUUGAGGAGGCAGAUGGCUCACCUGCUCAAUGCCUUGUUCCUGUGAAUUCCUCUUCUAUGACCUCCGAUAUUUUGAAAACUCUGGCAGAGAUGGAAAAAGCCACCAAACCCUGUGAAAACACAGCAAAAAAGUGUUCACCUUCCCAAGAGAGUCAGACAAGAAUUGGCCAAGAGAAGGACAAUGCCUUAGUGAUGUACAAUGGGAAGGUGUAUUUUGUUGCCAAGAAAACCCCUGAGCUUUGUAACCGACCAUCAAAGCCCUUGGAGGCCAGUAGGAACAUGGGUGACUCCACCACACAGGCAGCAGAAAGUGUUGGAUUCAAUCAGAGAAUCAGCUUACCGCCCUCCCUACCCUUAAGCUCCUCACUUGGAUCACAAUUUUCAAAUAAAACCAGACCAGAUCCUAAACACAUUGUUAUACCAGAUGACAUCAUUGACCUCUGUGACGAUGAUCCCCAAGAUGACCUUACAUAUCAGGCAAUAUCAACAAGGGACGUAACAAGGCAACCUUUCAGACAGUCUGAAGUCGAUGAGGACGAAGACUCCAAUGUAAUAUUUGUCUCGUACCUUCCACCCAAAACAGUGUCUAAAGUAGCUGAAGAAGACAAGGAAAUGGCUCAUAUGCUGAAUGACUUGGAAGCUGAACAAGAAGUGUUAUGCAGUCAAGAUCAUUUGAAUGGCCAGAUAGUGGAUAAUCAGAACAAAGUAUCUGGCCUGUCAAUAGAAAAGUGUCAGAGCAUUGCCACUGCCCAAGACAUGGCAGGCUGUCAAGGUAGUGCAACAGGCCAGGAGUUGAACUCCCGCCAGCAUAACAUCACUGGUCAAUAUAGGAAAAUUCUUCAAAGAUUUCAUGGCCGUGCAACUGGAAUCCGAAUUGAGAACAUUCAGGGUAAUGCCACUAGCAAGGAAAUGGGAAGCAGUCAUCCCAGUGCCUCAACCCAAGAAAUGGGUAAUGUCCAGGAUGAUGCCACUGACCAGGGAAUUGGAAACAGCCAGCACCAUCCUGCCACGCAAGAAAUGGACAACAUUACUGGAAGUACCUCUCUCCAAACAGAAAUGGAGACUCACAAAGAAAAGAGCUCAUCAGAUCCCAUCCCUGAGCAGCGGACUUCUGUGUUGGACAUGGAAUCCUUGGAAACUUGUGAUCGCCUGCUGAAACGGAUGUUUGGGAUCACAUCUGAUGUGAAAAUAUGUUUGGAGAGGAUUGACGCUAAACCCAAGGCUAUCCCGAAGGCGUUUCCUCGGAUUGGGACCACAAACAAACGUACCAUAGAGGCUAUUCGCAAAUUGUUACAGGGAUCAAACAUUUUGAUAAAAAAGAGGGAACACAAGGAAACAGAGGUCUCUGCAACUAGGAAGGAUGGUAGUUGCCCAAUAGAUGCUAAAAGACAGAAAAUAGAAAAAGUUACAAAUGCAUCUGAAAGUUCAGAAAACACAGAGCCUCUCACCAAUCCAACUCCUCAGCUGGAAAAGCAGCCCCUCACCAGUCCAACUCCUCAGCUGGAAAAGCAGCCCCUCACCAGUCCAACUCCUCAGCUGGAAAAGCAGCCCCUCACCAGUCCAACUCCUCAGCUGGAAAAGCAGCCCCUCACCAGUCCAACUCCUCAGCUGGAAAAGCAGCCCCUCACCAGUCCAACUCCUCAGCUGGAAAAGCAGCCCCUCACCAGUCCAACUCCUCAGCUGGAAAAGCAGCCCCUCACCAGUCCAACUCCUCAGCUGGAAAAGCAGCCCCUCACCAGUCCAACUCCUCAGCUGGAAAAGCAGCCCCUCACCAGUCCAACUCUUCAGCUGGAAAAGCAGCCCCUCACCAGUCCAACUCUUCAGCUGGAAAAGCAGCCCCUCACCAGUCCAACUCCUCAGCUGGAAAAGCAGCCCCUCACCAGUCCAAGUCCUCAGUUGAAAAUGCAGCCCCUCGCUAGUCCAAGUCCUCAGUUGAAAAUGCAGCCCCUCGCCAGUCCAAGUCCUCAGUUGAAAAUGCAGCCCCUCACCAGUCCAAGUCCUCAGCUCGACAUCUUAUCUGAUGCUGAACAUAUAUUUGGCUAUGAGGAACCGACUGUCAAUUAUCUAAUUUCCACCGCAGUUGAAACAGGGGUCCCUUCCAAACCUCUGACAGAAAUCAAUCCAGCACAUAUUUCAAAAAGAAGCUCAAACUCACCCGUUCCAUCUGUCCACCCACAAACAAACGCUGAAGCUAUGGAUUGCGCUCCUGGGCCGUUCUGUGGCACAGCAAGCAACAUAAAGCCGAACUCUAGAAGAAGGAGGGGAAAAGGGAAAAGAUGCACAGCGUGUCCGUGUGGGGUGACUGGAACACUAGUACAAGAGAAAGCAAUGAGCUCAUCAUCCACUUCACAAGAGGAGCCUAGUUCAUCUAAACCACCAAACACCAGGUCCUCAGGGAGCAGUACCUUCACAAUUGCAAAAUCGGCUAAACGAAAGGGUAGAAAGUCCACAAAGGCUCAAAUGGAAGAUAAAGAGCGAACAGCUGUGGAGAUCCAAUGUCCUUUAACUGUGAGUGAGCAGGGAAGUAGUACGGCUGGAGAGAUCCCAACCAGUUAUCUCUGCUCUACAGCACUCAUGGACCCUGAAGAAAUCAAGCGUCAUGAGAGAAUCAAACGACUGAAAGAACUCUUGAAGGAGAAGGAGGCUGCUCUUGCAAUGAUUAGAAAGAACAUGGGCUGAGUUGGACUGAAUUGCUUUCCAAAUUCCAAUGUGUUGCAUUGCAUAACUUCAGCCUUGUAGAACUCUUAUUUGAAUUGUCAUAUUUACAGUUAAUUCAGAAAGUAUUAUUCUAAAGUCAAUUAAAUAAAUAAAAUCCUCAAUCUACACACAGUACCCAAUAAUGACAAAGCGAAAACAGGUUUUUAGAAAUGUUUGCAAAUGUAGAAAAAUGAAACGUAUUUAGACUCUUUGCUAUGAGACUCGAAAUUGAGUUCAGAUACAUCCUGUUUCCAUUGAUCAUCCUUGAGAUAUUUCUACAACUUGAUUGGAGUUCACCUGUGGUAAAUUCAAUUGAUUGGACAUGAUUUGGAAAGGCACACACCUGUCUAUAAGGUCCCACAGUUGUCAGAUCUGGGGAUGGGUACCAAAAAUGUCUGCAGCACUGAAGGUCCCUAAGAACAUAGUGGCCUCCAUCAUUCUUAAAUGGAAGGCGUUUGGAACCACCAAGACACUUCCUAAAGCUGCCAAACUGGGUAGAAGGGAGGUUUACAUUAAUGUUACUACAUUAUUUAGUUGAAUAUAUCCAACGAUUUUGUGCAAUAGGACUUGUAUAAUGACAACUUACUAUAAAAUUAGUAUAUUUGGCUUUUUGUGAUGACUGCAUUUGUAAGCACUUUGUAUGCUAUCAAAAUAAUAAAGUCAAGUACUAGUCACGUUAACACGUUAACUUUGGCAGCUCUAGUCUGAAUACUUAUGUAAAUGUUAUGACUUUUUUUUUUAGGUUUAACACACUUGCUAACAUUUCUAAGUCUGUUUUUGCUUUGUCAUUAUAGGGUAUUGUGUGUAGAAAAUAUAUUUAAUCAAUUUGAGUAAGUAAGGCUGUAACGUAUCAAAAUGUGGAAAAAGUCAAGGGGUCUGGAUAGUUUCCAAAUGAAAUGUAUGUCAUGUUUUAUUACCUGCAGGAAAUGCAUUUAUUUUCUGUAUUGAAUGUUUAGUUCCAAAAUACAAUAAUUCCAGUGAUAACAUGUCAUUUACAUUUUUAUGACAAUGUUCCUAGGUUUUCCUGUUUUGUUCUAGAGGGGUAGGUAUUGAGUAUGUUGAUGCAUUGACUAAGCAUCUUAAGAUAUGUUUUCUGAAAAUAUUUCAAUUUUACUGAUUAGCAUUUUUACAAUGUUUGUAUUUCUGCUUUUGCACCUAGGUUUUCUAUUUGUUCUGCAAAGAUUGAUCACAAUUCUAUCAACAAAAUGCAUGCAGAUACUUGUUGGCUCCCUUUUAGAGUAAUUUAUUUUAUAAUGGACUAAUGUAAUAUUAACAUAUGGUUAGGUAGGCAUAAGUGUUUUCCUGUCUACGAAUAAAAAAUAUUGUAACUAAAAAAAAUAUGUAAUAAAUAAUAUUGUCAGUA